Molecule: messenger RNA, 929 nt
Organism: Teleopsis dalmanni
Lineage: Eukaryota; Metazoa; Arthropoda; Insecta; Diptera; Diopsidae
Product: trypsin beta-like
Exons: 1
Coding region: 51-794 (247 amino acids)
Biological process (GO): proteolysis
Molecular function (GO): serine-type endopeptidase activity
Source: RefSeq, a predicted model, not a curated record
UAAAGACAACGUUGAACAGUAACUGCUUAAAAUUAGCUUGGAACGGUACAAUGUUUUUGAAAAGCUCUAUUUGCGGUGUUUUACUAGUCUUAGGACUAUUUCAAACUGUACAAGUGAAAUGUGCAGCCGUUGCCCCGAAAAUCAUAGGAGGAACAACUACCACAAUAUCACAAGCUCCAUUCAUAACACAGCUAAUAAGGAACGGACAAACAGCAUGCGGAGGAGUAUUGAUUGAAACAAAUAAAGUUCUUACUGCUGCACAUUGUGUAGCUGGUAUCACCGCCGCCGAUAUUCAAGUUCUAGGUGGAACGACUAAUUUGAAUAGUGGCGGUGUUCGACGCAAAGUAACUAAAAUUAUAAGAUCAAAACUCUACAACACCGAUGAUUAUAAUAUGGAUAUAGCAAUGUUACACUUAGCAUCUGCACUCACUGGUACCAAUAUCGCUACAAUCGCUUUGGGCACUACACCUCUCGCUGAUAACGUUGUUACUAAGGUUUGGGGUUGGGGUAUAGCUGAUGACGGCACUCAAUCUAAUGUUUUGCGUGUUGUUGAUAUUAGUACUUUGUCCAGAACAUCAUGUUCCGAAUACUAUUCAUUAACUACAUCAAAUUUCUGUGCAUUUACAAGUGGUAAGGAUGCUUGCUUCGGAGAUUCUGGUGGUCCACUAACACAUAACAAUAAAUUAUAUGGACUUGUUUCAUAUGGAGCUGGCUGCGGAACGUAUCCAGGUGUUUAUACAAGUAUUGCUUCAACUCCAAUACAAACAUUCAUUACCAAUGCGAAAAAGGCAUAAAUGUUAUACAAUAUAUAUCUGAAUAUGUUAACAGAGAAAAAUAUAAGUCUUAAAUGUAUAUAUAGAAGAGGACGAGGGUAGAAUUAGUUUUCGCCGGUUCUUACACGUAUAAUAUUUUUAGGACUUUAUGUAUUA